Messenger RNA from Bombina bombina (fire-bellied toad), 4985 nucleotides. It is a transcript of the gene FAM120A, whose product is annotated as family with sequence similarity 120A. The record is from RefSeq and is a predicted model, not a curated record. The transcript has 17 exons. The coding region runs from base 236 to 3442 and encodes 1068 amino acids. NCBI's taxonomy places the organism in Eukaryota, Metazoa, Chordata, Amphibia, Anura, Bombinatoridae. Gene Ontology annotation, cellular component: nucleus.
GGCUUCCUGCCGUGCGUCAGAGCUCCCCGAUCUCCUCCUCGCACAGAUCCCCUCCCGGCCAUGGCUCUGUGAUCCCGCACAUGGCGCCCGCAGCAGCCAUGCAGAGCCACCCCCGGUCCAUCCGUCACCCCCCGGCUCCCCGGCACUGAUACUCGCGCCCCCUGCGUCCGCCAUUGCACUCCCCGCGGUUCCCCCUCAGACGACUCCCGGUAUUGCUCGCCCGUUCCCCGCCGUCAUGGGAGUUCACGGCUUCCAGGACUACAUCGAGAAGCACUGCCCGAGCGCUGUGGUGCCGGUGGAGCUACAGAAGCUGGCCCGGGGCAGCCUGGUGGGGGGAGGCCGGACGAGGCCCCCGCAGACCCCACUACGCCUGCUGAUAGACGCCGAGAACUGCCUGCACCGGCUGUACGGCGGCUUCUACACCGACUGGGUGAGCGGCGGCCAAUGGAACCACAUGCUGGGCUACCUGGCGGCCCUGGCCAAGGCCUGCUUCACCGGCAACAUCCAGCUCUUCGUCUUCUUCAACGGCGCCCUAGAGAAGGCCCGGCUGCACGAGUGGGUGAAGCGGCAGGGGAAUGAGAGGCAGACGGCCCAGCAGAUCAUCAGCCACGUGCAGAACAAGGGCACCCCCCCGCCCAAAGUCUGGUUCCUGCCGCCCGUGUGCAUGGCGCACUGCAUCCGCCUGGCGCUGGUCAAGUUCCAUGUCAAGGUCGCACAGAGCAUUGAAGAUCACCACCAAGAAGUUAUUGCUUUCUGCCGCGAAAACGGUUUCCAUGGCUUGGUCGCAUACGACUCUGAUUACGCACUGUGCAACAUCCCGUAUUACUUCAGUGCCCAUGCCCUAAAACUGAGCCGCAAUGGGAAGAGUCUCACGACCAGCCAGUAUCUGAUGCAUGAAGUUGCGAAGCAACUGGACCUCAAUCCAAACCGAUUCCCCAUUUUUGCUGCUCUUUUAGGUAAUCAUAUCCUGCCUGAUGAAGAUUUAGCUGCCUUCCAUUGGAGUUUACUUGGUCCAGAACACCCGCUGGCGUCAUUGAAGGUUCGUGCCCAUCAGCUAGUUUUACCGCCCUGCGACGUGGUCAUCAAAGCUGUCGCUGACUACGUACGCAACAUUCAAGACACAGAUGAUUUAGAUGCCAUCGCUAAAGAUGUAUUCCAGCACUCGCAGUCCAGAACAGACGAUAAAGUUUCAAGAUUCAAGAGAGCAGUCGCCUAUUACAGAGCAACCAACAAACCCUUGUCAUAUCCACCAGCUCCUUACCUAGCCAGACCAAAUCAGAGCGGGAUUCCUGGUUUUGUGCCGCCUUACGUUUCACCUCCGAUGCUGAACAUUCCACAGGGCUCUGUGCAAACCAAACCCAUGACCCAGCACAUGUCCAGCCAAAGUGGUGCCUCAGGAAAGGGUCCAUAUCCAUACAACCUCUCUGAAUCUGCAGUCAACACAAAUCCCACUGGUGGUAAAACUGCGUCAGAGCAAAACAACUACAGUAACAUUCCUAAUGAAGGAAAACACACUCCCCUUUAUGAAAGAUCAUCUCCAAUUAACCCGGCGCAAAGCGGGAGCCCAAACCAUGUGGAUUCCACUUACUUCCCAGCAUCCUCGCCUUCUUCCUGCUCAGACAAUGAUGAUAGCAAUGGAGGAACGGCCAAUCACGUCAGUGGGAACAAACCUGGUUGGGAUAAAAAAAGAAAACCCGGCAAAGCAAACAAGAGAGAGGCUGGAGACCAAAGCAAGGCAGAAAAUCCCCCUCCUGCCUCAUCAGGUAAUAAAACAGCAGAUAAAAAAGGUAACCAGGCCGGGAAUAUGCAGAUCCCAUGUCUGCUGUCAAUGCCAACCAGGAACCACAUGGAUAUCACAACCCCGCCCCUUCCUCCUGUGGCCCCAGAGGUCCUGAGAGUGGCAGAACAUCGGCACAAGAAGGGGUUAAUGUAUCCCUACAUCUUUCAUGUCCUAACAAAGGGAGAAAUUAAAAUUCCAGUUACAAUUGAAGACGAAGUAAACAAGGAUCUGCCCCCCGCCACGGUGCUGUACAGACCAGUUCGUCAGUACGUCUAUGGCGUCUUGUUUAGCUUGGCAGAAAGCAGAAAGAAAUCUGAACGACUUGCAUUCCGAAAGAACCGAAUGCCCCCAGAAUAUUUUCCAGUUAUCAUAAAAGAAUGGGCAGCCUACAAAGGGAAGUCUCCCCAGACACCUGAACUGGUGGAAGCUCUGGCAUUCCGAGAAUGGACAUGCCCCAACCUAAAGAAGUUGUGGUUGGGUAAAGCCGUAGAGGACAAGAACAGGCGGAUGAGAGCUUUCCUGGCCUGCAUGAGAUCCGACACCCCAGCAAUGCUUAAUCCGGCUAAUGUACCCACCCACCUCAUGGUGCUGUGCUGUGUAUUAAGGUAUAUGGUCCAGUGGCCAGGAAUCCGAAUUCUGCGCCGUCAAGAGCUUGAUGCUUUCCUGGCACAGGCGCUCUCCCCAAAACUGUAUGAACCUGAUCAGCUGCAGGAGCUUAAGAUCGAUAACUUGGAUCCCAGAGGUAUUCAGCUGUCUGCCUUGUUCAUGAGUGGGGUGGACAUGGCGCUCCUGGCAAACGAUGCCUGUGGGCAACCAAUCCCAUGGGAGCACUGCUGUCCGUGGAUGUAUUUUGAUGGAAAACUUUUUCAGACCAAGCUCAUUAAAGCCACCAGGGAGAAGGCGUCACUCAUUGACCUCUGUGAUGGUCAGAGUGAACAGGCAGCCAAGGUAGAGAAGAUGCGUCAGAGCAUCCUGGAAGGGCUGCACUUUGCCAGGCAGAACUAUCCUAUGCCGUUCCCACCUCCUCCCCCAAUGCCCUUCUAUCCAGCUGCUAUGUAUCCUCGCCCCUUUUGUCCCAUGCCCCCACCUCAAGGCAGAGGGAGAGGCUUUUCUGGAGUUCAACCAAUUCCUUCUCAAGGAGGAAAACUUGAGAUAGCCGGCACAGUUGUUGGCCAGUGGGCUGGAACCAGACGUGGCCGUGGCAGAGGACCAUUCCCACUGCAAGUGGUUUCGGUUGGUGGACCAACAAGAGGGCGUCCUAGAGGUGUCAUUUCAACCCCAGUCAUACGAACGUUUGGAAGAGGGGGCAGAUACUAUGGAAGAGGAUACAAAACUGCAGUUGUAUCCCAGGCCAAGCCCCCCUACGCUGCUUCAGCAGAAGAAGUGGCCAAAGAGCUUAAGACACAAUCAGAAGACUCCAAAUCAUCAGCUGUGUCCUCAGAUGGUUCUGUGGCUGAAAAUGGGGUGCUGACCGAAGAGACACCAGCCUCCCAGAUGAAUGGAGGUUCGGGAGAUGCAGGGGUUUCCCUUCACUCUGAAAGUGCCUUAAGUACGGACUCUAAGAUGUGCAAUACAAAUCCUCACUUAAAUGCACUAAAUGCAGACAGUGUAUGCCACAAAGAUGAGACUCUUGAGGCUGCUGUCUUAAAACAAGAAGAGUAAACUUAUUUUUCUAGAGGGUGAAGGAUGGUUGAGAGUUCAGGGUUAGGAAUAUCUGGAAAGAAAGAGAGCCUACAGUUACGUACAUUUUUUCCUUUCCGUAAGAGAAAAAUAAGGACUUUGGAAAUUCGGAUCCCUCUUUUGACGUCAGAUUAAAAGAAAAAAAAAUAUUUUAUUUUUAACCAGUUGUAGUCAAAAUGCUACAAAAUAAACAAAGCUGAAAAAAUGAAGAGCAUUUGACUCCCACGUUUAAAUGAAACAUACACAAAGCUAAACUGGUUAUGUUAACAACAACAAAAAGAAAAUGCUUGUAGUUCUGUUUCUUGAAAUAAAAUACACAUUUUUGCAGUUUUUUUCAGUAUAUAUAUAGCUUACAAUAUAAUUUGUAGUAUCUGGCACCAUAUGUAAUGCCAUUUAUAUUUGAUUUUUGCAUUAACGUGUCACAAAAAUCUAUUAGAAACUUCGGUUUCAAGAUAAUGAGAAUAGAAAUACGGCACAAACAGGUUUUUUUUAAUAACAAUCAUCACUUGAUGUGGUUUUUCUAUUUAAAUGUGCAACCUAUUGGAACAAAAGAUAGUUACAUUGCAGUUUUUUGCUGAUUUUUUAAAUAGUCAUGAUACAUAAUAUUCAGCAAGAAAAAAAGCAACUGACCUUUUUCAAAACAAACACUUGUUCUGAAUCUCUUUGGUGAGUAAUACCAUGCAUCCGUGAUCAAUGAACGAUGUGUAGACCAUAGUACUAAACUUCUGCAUGGUUGUAGUUAAUAUAAUGCAUGUGAUUGUCCUAUUCUUUCCAUUAUUACAAGUAAUGUGCCCAUUCGCAAAACAACAAAAAAAAAAAACUAAUAAUCAGUAAUAGUCCUAUAAAAGAUGUUAACUAUGUUUAUAGUCAUUGACUGAUUUUGCUCUAACCUUACAAUUUUGUGAUUAAUGACCUCUGUUGCAUUUAUUCUAAAACGUUUUAAAAAAAAAUAUGAUUAUCUAGCCGUUUAAUAUCAACGUUACCCUGGUGUAUUCAUUGCUGUUGCAUUAUUGUUAUCUGUUGCUGUUUUAAUGCCUUCAUAUUAGCAAAUAUGAAAUUCUGUGGAAAAAAAAUAAUAUAAACAGUGCUUUGAUUUUUAAGAUUACCCCCUUCUGUAGCAAGACAAGGAUUUGUUUGUUCCUGGUAAAUUCCCUAUCAGGAAAAUAGUCUAAGUAUAAGCGAAGUACCCUGUAUCAUUUUGAUGUUUCUGUUAGUGUUUCCAAACUUUUAAAUGUACUUUUGAAAAAUCCGAAUCAUUUCUUUCUAUUCGUUUUCAUAUAAUUCUCCUGAUGCUCUUCAUUACACAUUAGUGAUCAGAAAUGAGGUGUAAUUUCCCAUUCCCUGCAAGAGCUAAGUAGGUAUUUUAAUGUAAGUUGAAGGGAGUUUUGCCCCAACUCAUGGACUGUGCAAGAAUGAACUGCUGUCGGGUUUGGUUGGAUGUAGAUGGAUUGUGGUGCGCUCUGUUUGAAGGCUAUUGAAUGCAACUUACAAUGCUUAAUAAAAAUCUUUAUUCUUUUAGUAUAAA